AUGGGCCUCUUCACUCGCAUCCGGGAGCGUUCUCGGCGUAGUGCGGGGAGCGCGAUCGAGCCGCCAACGCCGCCCACACCCCGCGUCAACGGCCGCGACUACACUCGAAAGCUCCCUCGGCCCCUGCUGGCGCGCAUCUUCGCCUUGGUGUGUCCGCAUACAGUUGACAACUCUUACAGCACCUCUGAAGAGUCCAUGACCGAUGGCUGCAUGCUUUGCGACAUGCGCGACCUGGCGCACUGCGCGCUGGUGUGCAAGCGGUGGUUUUUGGAUGCCCGCGCUCUUCUUUAUACAAAUGUUCGGAUUGACCCGGUGCACUACUGCGAGCUCGAAAUUGAAUUGGCGGCCAAGCGAAAGCGCCGCUCCUUCUUUGAUCGCAAUGGCGACCCCAUUGACGCACCCCAAGUCCGUCUGGAGCUCUUUAUGCGAGCGGUGCGGGCGUCGCAAGGGCUGGGCAAUAUGGUCUUGUCGCUACGCAUGCCGUACAUGACCCGCGAGGCCAACAAAGCCAAUAUCGCUCGCACCAUCUCUGAACUCAUCAUCCGAUGCCCAGAUAUACGCCGAAUGAGCUAUCGUCGUGGCGCCGAGGCGAGUAUUGCUCGUCUGCCGGGAUCGCGGCUCUGGGUCAAUCUGGAGAUGCUGGAGUUGUCGGGCCUACAAAUCGAGCCAAGUACUUUGCGAAAUGGCCUGGCGGCAUUUCCCCGGUUGUGCGACCUCACGCUGGAGGAUCUGCCCUGGCUCGAUGACUCUGCAUUCACCGUGAACACGCCUUUGCCCCCAUUUCCCGCGCUGCAGCGACUCACGCUGCGCAAUACCCCCAAUGUCACGGCAAGCGGGCUUGUCGCGAUUCUUUCCGUUCCGGCCAACCAGGCCGCGCUACAGUCAUUGACGCUUUCUGACACCGGGGUUCUUCCGUCCAUGCUGCAUGGGCUGCUAUCUGCAGCCUCGCAGCUCCAGAGUCUCUGGGUUGUCCAGGAGGUUUCUCGAUCCUUCCCGAUGGAGCAGAUUCCGGCCAUGGCAUCCAAGUCGCUGUCAUUGCUGCACUAUGAAAUAACCUCCGAGGCCGAUAAUCACGGCAUGCCGCCGGUCGCGGGCUCGUACUACACCUAUCUUAUUUCUUCCUUGAUGUCCCGGGCCUUGCCGGCUCUGCGCGAUCUCUAUGUGCGCGAUGCGCACUUUCCCGACACGCUCAUGCUCACACCGCCGCCGCGACUCCUGGGCGGCGGAGAGGACGGACCCCAGUUGGUGGGCGGUGGUCUGUCGCAACCGUUGAACGUGUAUAGCAAGGGGCUAGAUGAACUCGAGUGGAACUUCACACCAUACGACCCCGGGUCCAUGGGGCGCCGCGAGGCCCGGACACGGCCCGUCAGCUUCCAAGAAGCGCAACUGAGCCGGUCCUGGGGCGGCGAUGCGCGCAAGAGCGUGCUGGUGGGCAAUGGCUUUGGCGGGUUCCUGGCUGUGCCGACCGAAGAAGAACGGCCCAAGAGCAGUAACGGAUACAAGCGGGCCAGUCGGCAGGACUUGUGGCGGUGA
Messenger RNA from Penicillium alfredii, 1533 nucleotides. Its product is annotated as F-box domain protein. The coding region runs from base 1 to 1533 and encodes 510 amino acids. The record is from RefSeq and is a predicted model, not a curated record. NCBI's taxonomy places the organism in Eukaryota, Fungi, Ascomycota, Eurotiomycetes, Eurotiales, Aspergillaceae. The transcript is spliced from 3 exons.